Molecule: messenger RNA, 566 nt
Organism: Paramecium primaurelia
Lineage: Eukaryota; Ciliophora; Oligohymenophorea; Peniculida; Parameciidae
Source: the annotation of a GenBank genome assembly
AUGGCAAUGCAAUUAACAAAUGAAGGUAAACAUGAGUAUGCUUUAAAAUUUUAUGACAAAUCAUUGUCUCUAUUUAACAUAAUUGAUAAGAUAUUUAGCUGGAAAAGUAAUAUCGAUACUAUAAUAUGUAUGGGUCAGUCGGUAAAUUCAAAUUAUUUACAUUUAAUUUAAUAUUGUAUUUAUAAAGAAUCGAAGAAUGAAGUAAAUGUUGUGAUAUGGCCAUAUACUUAAAUCAUUGGAAUGAAGGUACCCAUAACAACAAAGGUAUUUUUAUUAAUAAAUCAUAUUAAUAGGAGUAGUAUGAUAAAAGAAAGGAGUUUACAAUUAAAAUAGACAAUCUAAAUCAAUAUGAAGCUAUCAAAUGCUAUGACAAAGCUAUAUAAUAGAAUCUUAAGAAUGAUACUGCCUAGAAUAAUUAAUGUAUUUUUUGAUUAAAUGGUAUUAAUAGGAUUAGAAUUAUAGAAGAAAUGAGUUGUGAAUAAUUUAAGAUACAUUAUAAUGAACAAUUGAUGAAACCCAGUAAAAUAAAAGGAAAAAGAAAGUUAGAGCUUGAGGCUGAAAAUUGA